AUUUUUCAAUAACAUAACUUGGAUUCUAUCCUUCGAGCACGGACAAUUUCCGCAAUAAUUAUAGAAAAGGUUUGCUUUUUACUUUUCAUUUAUAAUAGACGACUAUUACUUUGCAAUUUCUUUGGAAAAGUUCUCAAAGAUCUAGUGUAGGUAGUAUUCUACAAUUAUCUGUCGUGGUUUGUGUCUGAACUACUUGAUUCUUGAAAAAGAUAUCUCACCCGUGGUGGUCCAGUGUAGGUAGUAUUCUACAAUAAUCUGACCAUCUGUCGUGGUUUGUGUCCGAACUAUCUGAAAAAGAUAUCUCAAACGUGGUGGUCCAGUGUAGGUAGUAUUCUACAAUAAGCUGUCGUGGUUUGUGUCUGAACUACCUGAAAAAGAUAUCUCAAACGUGGUGGUCCAGUGUAGGUAGUAUUCUACAAUAAGCUGUCGUGGUUUGUGUCUGAACUACCUGAAAAAGAUAUCUCAAACGUGGGGGUUCCGUGUAUAGGAAAUAAGCUGUCGUUGAAGAAACCUAAUUACCUAAACGAAACUAACUUUAUUUAUACUGGAUAAUUCUAUCAAUUCUAAACUGUUCUUCCUAUAUAGAGGUUUGACCUCACCAGUUUGCUUUUUGGAGUGUUAAUGGUUUGGCCAUUUUAAUUUAACAGAAUAUUGAUUUCAAAGAAUUUGUGUCUGCAUCAAGUAUACGGAUUUUGAUUAGACGAUAUCGCGCAACAGGACAACCGUUUAUCUCGAAGCGUUAUCGAUCUAAACGUCUCGUUGAUUUGCACAGCUGCUAGUAUACUUGUAGUGCGCUUUUGAUUUUGAACAAAUAAAAUAUUCUAUUAUCCAAUUUCCAUGUAAGUUAUGUCUUACGACGAGUUUGGCCAUCUCAUGACUCGAACUGAUUGUUGACGAGAUUCGUGGAUGGAAAUUAUCGAGUUAAAUUUUUAUACCUUUUAUAUUAGACCAUGCAGUGACCAGAGCAGUUGCGAUAAAUACAACUACAGGGUGUAUAAAAAAAAAAACGGAGUCCUCACAUGAAGUGUGAAUUUCAAAGCGAAUAUGAAAGUUAGACGUUUACACUUGCAUUCUUUCGAAAUCGCGAUCUUUCGGCUAUUUUAUAUACUUUAUUUUAUAAAAUUUGGAAUUAUUGCUGGCGAGCCGUGUCAAUUUAAGUAAGUGCAACUGGAAAAUUAAAAAAGUAGAUGCUGCUACAUUUUGCCUAAAAGUAGCCAAGUAGUCGACUACUUUUCAAACAGCGAAUCUCUAUUCGCUAUUUUUUAAAAUUGUUAGCAACUUGAUGGAAUAGUAUGAUAUUGAGACACGGUUUGCUUAAAAUCAAUACUCAAUAGUCAAUUUGCACUCUUGAACACUGUCUGUAGUGCUUACAAAAAUGUUGCUUUGUGUUUACUGUUGCUACUCGUAAGUGGAUUUGUUAUAGGUUAUAUUACAGCCUGAGUUAGUAGAUGCUCCAAAUACAGUAAAACUAAAAAAUAUAGCGUAGCGAAAUAGCGAAAUAAUUCUCUACAUUUUUAAGCAGUGGCUGUAGUCAGUAGCGAACUACCUUUGUUCAAAAGUACCAGUAGUUGUAGAUGACUACAUAUUUUUGAAGUAGCUGUAGUUAUAGCGAACUACAAAAAUUUUGUAGUCAACCCACCCUUGGCUCUAACCAACUGAGCUACAGAGAGACCGUUGACGUUGUCGAGCUCUAACGAACUGAGCUACAGAGAGACAGUUUUCGAGCUCUAACCAACUGAGCUACAGAGAGACAGUUGUCGAGCUCUAACCAACUGAGCUACAGAGAGACAGUUGUCGAGCUCUAACCAACUGAGCUACAGAGAGACAACUGUCGAGCUCUAACCAACUGAGCCACAGAGAGACAGUUGUCGAGCUCUAACCAACUGAGCUACAGAGAGACAGUUGUCGAGUUCUAACCAACUGAGCUACAGAGAGACAGUUGUCGAGCUCUAACCAACUGAGCUACAGAGAGACAGUUGUCGAGCUCUAACCAACUGAGCUACAGAGAGACAGUUGUCGAACUCUAACCAACUGAGCUACAGAGAGACAGUUGUCGAGUUCUAACCAACUGAGCUACAGAGAGACCGUUGUCGAGCUCUAACCAACUGAGCUACAGAGAGACAGUUGUCGAGUUCUAACGAACUGAGCUACAGAGAGACAGUUGUCGAGAUCUAACCAACUGAGCUACAACCUUGACAACCUUGUAACAACUUGAUGAAACAAUAGCAUUGUCACAACUUGUUGACAAGCUUGCUUCAAGUCUGUUGCGAACACAUCUUGUUGACAAGUUGCGAGAUUUUUACGCGGUAUGUAGACCUAAAUUUCAAAUACUGAAAGCUAAUUUCUCUUUCUGUUUUUAGAAAUCGCCCAACGAUCAAGCCUUUUGCCUUCGGAAUUUGGCGCUGACAUAAAAUAGCGAGCCUCAGUAUGGCAAAUUACACAGAGAUUCCCAACUCGAUCAAUAUCUCGUUGCAAAACAACACAAAUCUCAAUCCUGGAGAAAAUGCUACGGCAGAGGACUCCCUAAUUGUGGUGAAAUUAGCAUGCCUCAGCGCAAUUAGCUUAAUUGGCGUAAUUGGGAACGUCUUAAUCUGUGCUACAUUGAUUGGACACCAUCGAAAAACAAGCGAGAUGUUUAUAUUGAAUCUCGCCAUAACAGAUCUUCUAGUCUGCGGGGUUGGUAUCCCCUUGGAUAUUUACCAAGAACUUCAUGUGCUAUUUCCAUACGGUCCCGUGCUAUGCAAAGUAGUAUGGCCGUCGCAAACGCUUUUGGUGCUGGUUUCGAUCUUAACCCUAACUGCGAUGGCAUUGGAACGGUAUCGGGCCAUAAUCAGUCCUCUUAAACCCAAGCCAAAAAAGCAAGGUAUCCUCAAAUGUAUCGCUAUAAUCUGGCUGCUUGGUCUGGCCGUGGUCAUGCCUUAUAUAAACGCGUUGACAUAUGCAGAUGGAAACUGCGACGAAAUAUGGCCCAACCCAAGAGACCCCGAUUAUUACACGCUCGUGCUGUUCGUUAUAGAUUAUUGCAUACCGCUAACGAUAAUUAGCUAUUGUUACAUCAGAGUCGGAGUGAAACUGUACAAAAGCAACCUGCAGUUUAGCGCAAGCCCGGCACGGAAAAGCGGCCUGAAUUCCGACGCGCAACGGAUACGGCUCAAACGAAACACCCGCAUCAUUAAAGUGUUUAGCUUUGCGGUCGUAAUGUUCGUCAUUUGCAUGCUACCGGGAGACAUAUACUGGUUGUAUAAAUCCUGGGGAGAAUCUGAAAUUCCAUACGAGAACCAUUUCAGUACUUUUGCAAAUAUUCUCGUCUACGCGAAUUCUAUGAUCAAUCCGUUUAUAUUCGGGACCUGUAAUAUACAGUGUUUGGAAUCCAUAUUUCUGCGUACGAAGCAGCAAAACAGUUCCUAUACGCUAAGGUUUUCGUUUACAAGUUCUUUUAGAAGGCGGGGCAGCAAAAGUUCUGCGGCGGCUAAUCAGUGGAGGCGUGUGGCUCGGAGAGUCAGGAACAAGGAAUUCAAGGCAACGGUUGUUUAUGAAACUAACGUCUGACGGAAUUUGUAAUUUAGCAUUAUAUAUAUACGCACGUAAAAACGCACAAGUUGUAACAAACUUACGGCAGACUUGUAGCAAUGCUGUUCCAACAACUUGUCAACAGGAUUAUAUCAUGACUGUAUCAGACUUGUUAGAACAACCUUGUAACAUUGUUGUUAUAUUAUGACUGUAUCACACUUGUUAGAACAACCUUGUAACAUUCUUGUUAUAUCAUGUCUGUAUCAGACUUGUUAGAACAACCUUGUAACAUUCUUGUUAUAUCAUGAUUGUAUCAGACUUGUUAGAACAACCUUGUAACAUUCUUGUUAUAUCAUGACUGUAUCAGACUUAUUAGAACAACCUUGUAACAUUCUUGUUAUAUCAUGACUGUAUCAGACUUGUUAGAACAACCUUGUAACAUUCUUGUUAUAUCAUGACUGUAUCAGACUUGUUAGAACAACCUUGUAACAUUCUUGUUAUAUCAUGAUUGUAUCAGACUUGUUAGAACAACCUUGUAACUUUGGUUACAAGGUUGUUCUAACAAGUCUGAUACAGUCAUGAUAUAACAAGAAUGUUACAAGGUUGACAAUACAAGGUUGUAACAAUAUGGUUAUAUCAGGACUGUAUCAGACUUGUUGGAACAACCUUGCGACAUGUCUUGGUAAAAGUGAUCCAUGUUUUUAUGUAAAGUGUAUACAGCUAAUUCAAAAAAAAGGUUUUCCUUCAAAAAUCUCAAAAGAGUGAUGAGUAACUUUUUUCUAGGGCUUUUGAUUGGACAAAUAAUCCUAGUACACAGCUAGUUGUACAUCUUAAGUGCUUAUUAUGUCUUGUCAUAGUUACGAUGCAAAAUUCACACGUUUUAGGCCUUAAGUCAGAUGUUACCCAUCACACCUUGCACGCUUGGAGUUUAAGGUUUGAGAUUUUUGAAGGGCGACCGUUUUUGAAAGAGCUCUAUACGUAGUAUAUAUUAUUAGUGUCAAAAUAUAGCUUUAAAUGCCCUCACAAGUCUCUAUAAUAACUCAUUGUAAUGUCAGUGUGAAAUCGCAAAGUCACAGGUUCGAUUCCGACGGUGAACCCAUCGGUUUGUAAACACAAUUGAAUCAAAUUUUAUGCAUGGGAAGUUAUUUAAAAGUUUUUGGUGUUGUUCAACAUAUGAAUAUGUGCU
Paramuricea clavata is the source of this 4696-nucleotide messenger RNA. The record is from the annotation of a GenBank genome assembly. Lineage: Eukaryota; Metazoa; Cnidaria; Anthozoa; Malacalcyonacea; Plexauridae.